AUUUAUGAAACAACAGUCUCUCUUUUAAGUCUCUAAAGCUUUGAUUCAUUUGUUUUGCAUCACAAUGUGCGAUAGACUUAUCUUAUUUUGAAAGUCAACCGGAACUCACCACGUCUGCCUCUUCAGGGUUGUAUCGGAAGUGCUGUUCCUAACGGCUAACCUGACUCCAGUUGAACAUCAGAUAUUCAGACGGCUGAUCCACGAGAGUCUCUCCCUGGAAUAAUCCACUUAAAUCGGUUUGUUGGAGUUUGGGGAACAUUGGGACGUGAAGUUUACCUGCUGAUCCAAGAUGGCGCCCUCUGUUUGCUCCGCUGGAAGCUUUUAUUGGUGAAGAAUCUAAAAGGUCGCCUCGUCGCCUCCACAGAUGUGGCUGCUACCUCUGCUGAGACUUCUGUUCAUGAACGGCGAGGAUGCUCUGAUUGGACGCCUGUGGCUGGGCCUGGAGGGAUGACAGGACUUUAGCAGACAUGGAGACAGGAGAGACACACAGCUGGAAACGCCACAUUCACAUAGUCUAGACUCUCCGCGUUAAAUCCACUCAGGACUAAAGAAAAGCUUAUUUUUAUAUUUCCUAUCCCGAGCUGUUUUUCUUAAUCACUCUAAAGCCAUACAGCUGUCAGGAGCAGACGUCAGGAUGAGCUCCGAGGGCUUUCAGUACAGAGCGCUGUACGACUACAAGAAGGAGCGGGAAGAGGACAUCGACCUUCACGUGGGAGACAUGCUGCUGGUCAGUAAAGGGGCGCUGCUGGCGCUCGGCUGCACCAACGGAGCCGAAGAGCGGCCGUCAGAGAUCGGCUGGCUGCCCGGCUUCAACGAGACCACACAGGAGAAAGGCGACUUCCCGGGGACGUACGUUGAGUUUGCGGGCAGGAAGAGGAUGUCCCCACCCACCCCGAAGCCCCGCCCACCCAGACCGCCGUCUGCAGCGUCAGUGAGGACCGACUCUGAAUCUGAGGGGUUCAUGUUGCCGGAUCUCCCGGAGCAGUUUGGACCCCCGGACACCGCCCCCCUCCUCCUCAGCAGACUGAUGGAGGCCGUAGAAACCAAAGGUCAGGACGGUCCAGGUGUGUAUCGCAGUAUGAGUGGAGGGAGUUUGGACACCCGGCAGCUGAACGACACAGACCUGGAUCAGCUGGAGGUGUCGUCCCUUUGUGACGGGGUGAUCCGGUUUCUACAGGAUCUCCCUGGUCCCGUCCUCCCCUCCUCACUACAGACGGACAUGAUUCAAGCAGUGCAAGAGGUCCGGGAACUGGAGGACUGUGCUCAGGUGCUGCGGGGGGUUGCUAGCUCACCGUCUUGCCCGGCUCAGUACGGCCUGACCCUCCUCAGCGUGGUCCGCCACCUGGCCCGGCUCUGUCUGCACAGCGCCAAGAACCAGCUGAGCCCCCAAGGCCUGGCAGAGAGCUUCAGCCCGCUGCUGUUCAGACAGACUGCAGGGUCUGAGUCCAGUCUGGGUCCUAUGGUCCAGGUCCUGGAGGUUCUGAUAACCAGUGAGCUCAACAUGAACCAGGCUGCACCAGCGUUACCUCCUAAACCCACCAAACCACCGACUCCAGCUCCUUCAUGCAGCUUCAACAACAGUAUCUCCCUGCAGGACGCCGAGUGGUACUGGGGAGACAUCUCCAGAGAGGAGGUAAACGAGAAGCUGAGAGACACCGCUGAUGGAACGUUCCUGGUUCGGGACGCCUCCACUAAGAUGCACGGAGACUACACUCUGACUCUGAGGAAAGGAGGAAACAACAAACUGAUAAAGAUUUUCCACCGGGAGGGGAAGUACGGCUUCUCCGACCCGCUGACAUUCAGCUCAGUGGUCGAGCUCAUCAAUCAUUACCGCCACGAGUCGCUCGCUCAGUACAACCCCAAACUGGACGUGAAGCUGCUGUACCCGGUCUCCAAACACCAGCAGGACCAGGUGGUGAAGGAGGACAGUAUUGAAGCAGUGGGGAAGAAGCUCCAUGAGUAUCACCUGCAGUACCAGGAGAAGAACCGAGAGUACGACAGACUGUACGAGGAGUACACCCGGACCUCUCAGGAGAUCCAGAUGAAGAGGACGGCCAUCGAGGCGUUUAACGAGACCAUAAAGAUCUUCGAGGAGCAGUGUCAGACUCAGGAGCGGUUCAGCAAAGAGUACAUCGAGAAGUUUCGUCGAGAGGGCAACGACAAGGAGAUCCAGAGGAUCAUGGAGAACUACGACAAGCUGAAGUCUCGGAUCAGCGAGAUCGUGGACAGUAAGAGACACCUGGAGGUGGACCUGAAGAAGCAGGCGGCCGACUACAGAGAGAUCGACAAGAAGAUGAACAGCAUCAAACCAGACCUGAUCCAGCUCCGCAAGACCAGGGACCAGUACCUCAUGUGGCUCACUCAGAAGGGAGUCCGUCAGAGGAAGCUGAACGAGUGGCUCGGCCUGAAGAACGAAACCACAGAGGAUGAGUACAGCAUGGUGGAGGAUGAGGAGGACCUCCCUCACCACGACGAGCGUCUGUGGCGUUUAGGAAACAUCAAGCGGAACCAGGCGGAGAACCUGCUCCGCGGAAAGAGGGACGGGACCUUUCUGGUGCGGGACAGCAGCAAACCGGGCUGCUACGCCGCCUGCUCUGUGGUGGUGGACGGGGAGGUGAAGCACUGCGUCAUCAACAAGACCAGCACCGGUUUCGGUUUUGCAGAGCCCUACAACCUGUACGGCUCCCUGAAGGAGCUGGUCCUGCACUACCAGCACACCUCGCUGGUCCAACACAACGACUUGCUCAACGUCACGCUGGCCUUCCCCGUCUACAGCCAGCAGAGACGGUGACUCCCCCCCGCCUCCCCCCCUUCCCGUGUUUCAGGUGGUCAUCGUGGACCAGCGAGGGACCUCGUUUAAAACAAACAACCAUCCGUCUCUCUUACAGACCAGAACCGGAUCACGUGUGUCAUUUUUUUCAGGCAUGCCGGUGCUGCGAAUCCACAAAGUGUUCAGACCGGCGGGCUGAAGAGGAAGCCGUGUUGAGUUUUAUACUUUAACAUCCCGCAGGAAUCCACCUCGACACCUUAUUCUGCUGCGGGAGGCGUCACAUGGAGCUUUAACGUCCUGUGAGGAGGGACGAGACGGACACCGGAUCACUUUAAACUCUGCAGGGAUCUGAAGAAGACCAACUGCUCCUGCAGUCUCCUCACACGAGAGGAGAUGCUUCAGGUCAGGAUCACAUGGGAACUUUCUCCUCUGCCCUCACAGGUUCAACUUCACUGUAUAUUGCACCUUUACACUCAAAGCAGGCAUGAGAGGAGGUCUCCACCCGGGAACAGAAAUGAGGGAAAGAGGUGAAAAGAAAAGAAAGAGUGAGAAUCUAAAAUGUUAAUCAAGUUAAAGAAGUCAGAGUCGAUCCUGAGGGUGUAGCUGAGGUAGAAACGUCUCCUUGGAUCAUUCCCAGGAUCUCUGAACCCAAAACAGUCUCUCCAUGAAACCCACUUUAUUUAUUAGUCAGUGAGUCCUGCUCACAGCGUUCGAUCUUUAGUGUAAUGACAGCUGGUCUUGUUUUCUGGAGAUACUCAGGAGCCAGGGUUCAAAUCCAGUUAGUGUGUUUUUAAAGGGGACAUAUCACGCUUUUUUCAUCAACAUAUAUUGGUCUAAGAGGUCCCCAAAACAUGUCUUUAAAGUUUAUGCUCAAAAAAACACUUUGAAAUCAGAUUCUGGUCUGCCUGAAAAACCCUCUUCUUCAGUCCUCCUCAGAACAGUCUGUUUUCUCUCUGACCACGCCCCCUCAGGAAGUGGAUGUGCCUCGGCUCUCCAGCACGUUGAUCUUAUGUUUACAUGUUGGCUGAAUAUACACGGCUGCUCACAGACCCACGUUACUUCAACCCUCUGAAUCUGAUCCUGAAUCUGAUCCUGACGGAGAGGCGCCUGCAGCAGGACCUUUCUGAACCAUUGGUCACAGAUUUAGUGUUUCUUGUUGUUUUAUUUGUCAGCAUGUAGACGUGUGUCUUGGUACACAGCUACCAACAUGUAGCUAUUUGGCUAUGCUAACUAGCGCUAGCACUUAUCCAUGGAAAAUAAAAAUCAUCCACUAGAUCUUCAAAUCUGCAGACGUGGGGAGUAAAACCGACCUUUGUGUUUAUUAAGACAGCCUACAACUAGCAUGCCUCCCUCCUAAGCUCCUUGUUAGCACACAUGUGUGCAGGGAAUGAAAAACGGAGGAGGGGUUGAGUUGUAUUUUAUACAGUCUAUGGGCUGAACAAGCUCCGAGCUCUGACUCCGUGACAGACCGGAUAUUGUUGUUACGUAACAAAAACACUGAAGUCUGAAACGGCUGGUUUCACACACAUUUACAGAAAGGUGGAGAAAUCAGAACAGGGGCAGAAUGGAUUUUUUUCAUUCUCGGGGGGUUUGUAGACAGGGACACAGAUUUCAGGGAGAGAACCAUUAAAAAGUCCAUUUUGCAUGAUAUGUCACCUUUAAGGCUUUAAGUCGUCCAAGGUGUUCAAAAGGUUUAAUCUGGAUUAGAAUGAUCCAGAUUUCUUUGUUCCUCUUAUUUAAGAAACACUGUUCUGGAUCAACCUCAUCCAGAAACCUUAAAGGUGAUUCAUCUGGACCUCUAAAUGAGACUCGGGAUCCAGAGCGACUCAUCUCCUCAUCCUUUAAAUGGAUGUUUAAUUUCUGACUAACUGAGCAGACUAAAGGAAAGAAACUCAGAAACAUUCAAAACGAGCACAACAAAUUUAUCACGUCUGAACGGGGGGUCACAGAGUCCCUCAAAGUGGUUCACAGAGUGAGUCUAGCACCUCCUCACAGGUCAGCGUCCUCAUGCCUGAGCUGGUUCCUCCUGUCUCUGGUGGAGUGGUUAAAUAGCCGACAUACAACUUUAUCUCCAUUUAUAGAUCACCAUACUGACAAACCACACCCACUACCUGAUGACAUCAUCACCUGUGCUCCUUUACAUCCAGGUAGUAGAACUUUAUUUUAACCGGAGCUGCAGCUACAACUUAUUAAUACUCUAUUUAAGGGAUUAGUAAUCCAGGUGCUGACAGGAGUACAGUCCACUAAACAUGCUCUUCCCCGUUACACUACACACCCUGUCCACAUGGGGGCGCCAGAGUCCACAGACACUGAAUCCUCCUCUCUGCUGCGUUUGAUUUAAUAUUUUCUGUGACAUCGACGUUCUUUAGUGGAACGUCUGCCUCGUGGACUCAAUCCCACUCCAAAGUUUAAACGUCACAAACAGGGUCUAGAUUUGAUCCAGUCUGAGAGUUUUUAAUCCGACCAGGUGACUUUGGAACCUCUGGGCCCUGGUUCAGAAGCUCUUUAAAGUCCGUUCAUCAGAUCAGAUUCACUUUGAGCUGAAGAGUGUCAGAAACGUGUCCCAUGUGAUCUGGACCUGAUGUGGGACUUGAUACCGGUGAUGUUGAGAACAAAGCUGUGGAGCGUCUCCUCGUUGUGGAGGUCAGAGGUCACUGAACGGACUCUUCCCCAGGACCGCGCUCGGCUCGUGAUGUCAGAGGAAACACGUCGGACAAUCCAGAGAGACUUUUCUUGCGAACACUGUGAGCGACUCAGAACGAGGUUUAAAAUGAGGGCGACUCGACUUGUCCCGCAUUUUCAUAUCAGGAGAAUUAAAAACCCCUGCACCAUCCAAAGACUUGAUACCCCACCUCCUCCUCCUCCCCAAACCCCCCGCCCCCCAUCAGCAGUGUUUCAGGUCCUGUAUCUUCAGGUGUGUUUGCUUUGCUGCCUCAGAGUGUCGUUACAUGACGGAUUCUUCUGUUUGUCUGACAGCACAAAGAUUUCCUCGUGCUGCAUCCAAUGAAAUCAAUAUUCAGGACUCAUGAAAACUGCACCUCUGGAUCUUUCUGGAUCGCUUAAAGGACUCAGCGGAUUUUUACAGACGAACGCAGCCUGGGAACGCUCGGCGCGUGUAACAAGAUAAAAAUCUGAGUCCCAGUUUUUCGUCUUUAUUUUCUCUCUUUUGUUUUUGCGCAUCAAGAUGAACGACUGCUUUAAGAGAACCCAGGUACAGGAGAGCAGAGUGUCACCUUCCACACCUGGAAACGUCCUCCACUUCAGAGUCCAGCUGUUCCAGUUUGGAUCCGUUUGUCCUGAAUUUUCAAGCUCCUUAUUUUGUGUGAAGCAGCUGCUGGACUCGGUGAUGGAGGACAAACUCUGAACUUUAACAUGAUUCCACUGAAGUCAGAGUCAGACAGGUAAACAGCGAGCUGUGAUAUUCAACAGGAAGUGAUGUUUGAUGGAUUGUUGAGAACUCUGAUGAAUAAAAACAUCCACAGAAA
Messenger RNA from Notolabrus celidotus (New Zealand spotty), 6255 nucleotides. Its product is annotated as phosphatidylinositol 3-kinase regulatory subunit alpha-like. Gene Ontology annotation, biological process: phosphatidylinositol phosphate biosynthetic process; insulin receptor signaling pathway. Bases 635 to 2791 code for a protein of 718 amino acids. NCBI's taxonomy places the organism in Eukaryota, Metazoa, Chordata, Actinopteri, Labriformes, Labridae. The transcript has 18 exons. Gene Ontology annotation, molecular function: 1-phosphatidylinositol-3-kinase regulator activity; protein binding. The record is from RefSeq and is a predicted model, not a curated record. Gene Ontology annotation, cellular component: phosphatidylinositol 3-kinase complex.